Molecule: messenger RNA, 527 nt
Organism: Serpula lacrymans var. lacrymans S7.9
Lineage: Eukaryota; Fungi; Basidiomycota; Agaricomycetes; Boletales; Serpulaceae
Exons: 1
Coding region: 22-285 (87 amino acids)
Source: RefSeq, a predicted model, not a curated record
AAAAAAUUAAGCAAACCUAGCAUGGUUUACAAGCAGCUAUGUGCCAAAUUCCAAGCGGAUCCGUUCAACCGCAACUGGUUCUUCGUACAUCCCACACGAUGCGGUGUCCACUUCGCCAUCCUGAAACCACAGUGCGACUGCACCAGUCACGUCCGCAAUAACAGAAGAGGUACAACCAUGAAGACCGACUACAACCUGAAGCUAUUCAAAUUCUCCACGAAGUGUUGGAGGUGCAGGGUGAAGGGUUUGUUACCCUUCCCGACCGAUGUGAGCAGAGAAAAGUAACCUGAUAUUAGGCUACUCAUUCCAUAAUCGAAGGACGAUAUGCAAUGCCGAUAGAAUAGUUAUUACGGUGGACUGUAGAAUAGCCUGGACCAUAAUACUGAAGCCCUGGUGCAACAGAGUACGAAAAGAGUUCGAGGACUGUGCAUGCUCGUGAAUGAAGACAUGGAGUCUUAUCCGUGACAAGCCUAGAGGGACACGAGCAUCCGUGCGCUGUGAUAGUUUUGUUGAGAAAGCAUUGACGC